Molecule: messenger RNA, 1926 nt
Organism: Kwoniella botswanensis
Lineage: Eukaryota; Fungi; Basidiomycota; Tremellomycetes; Tremellales; Cryptococcaceae
Exons: 3
Coding region: 1-1926 (641 amino acids)
Source: RefSeq, a predicted model, not a curated record
AUGACCUCAACUUCAACCGCACCUUCUUCAAAACGUGUAUACGUCCCACCUCAUUUACGAAACAGAUCCAACCCAUCGUCCUCUUCGACCUCGUCUCCCUCAAGAAGUUCGAACAACCAACCAGCCACUCCACCUUCUUCCAGUCGACCAUACUCUUCUGCUCCAAAUAGAUCAAGUGACUAUGCAUCAAGAUCACCAUGGUCCCAUACUUCCUCUCCAUCGUCAAGCCAUCCAGGUAGGAAUCAUUACAAUAACAUCGCAUCACCCAAUGCGAAAGGGUACAAUGGCAACAACAGUCAUUAUGGGAAUACUUUCACUUCUGGACAAUCUCAAUCAUCAUCAUCAUCAUCCAACGGCAUUGGAUAUUCCUCAAGUCCAUCUUUAUACGUAUACGGAGAUAGCUUCGUCGGACCAUUUAAAUUGUUAAGAGAUGAUAGUGUGAGGGUACAAACCUUUAAAGGAUCUUCAGCAAAGGGUUUGAAUAACCCCAAUUCAAUCAAGCAAGUUUCCAAAGAAUUAUUACCAAUCAUUAAUGGUCUUUUGGCUCCUCCGCCUUAUGCGUAUAUGCCUUCUCAAGGUAGAUGGGUGAUGUUGAUCUUUGGUAAUGUCGACUUGCAGAUAAAUUACCUAUGGCAAUUAGCAAAUAAACCCAUAUCUCACUUAUCGUUCCCCUCAACCGCAAACUCUCCUCACAAUAAAUCGCACUCACAUGAAAACGAUACCGUCGACUCCGAAGAAGAUGAAGCUGACGAAGAUUCGACUCAACAUCAUUCACAUUCUAGAAGACCCUCCAACGUACUUGCCACAGCUACCGAGACGUCCGCUAAAGGACCCGCAUUGGGACCAGAAUUAUUCGUAGAAAGCGUCGUGAAGGCUUAUAAAAGUUGGUUAGAAAGGGAAAUUGUCAAUGGUCCAAUCGGUAAACGAAUCAAAGAACGUCUAUUGGAACAAAAUCAGGAAUCUUCAUCCGGACGAAGUGGAAUAAGACGAAGAACACCGGUAUCUAAGGUGCUUAUCGCUGCUGCUCUACCUCCUCUGGUGGAAGAUGAACUCUUACCUAGGAUACCUGAGAAAUACGUCGAGAGGUUGGAAGAGGAUCACUCAAAAGCCCAAAGAGCAAUGGAAAGGAGGAACAAAGAUUCUUCCGAGGAGAAAGAGAAAGAGAAUGGUUCGAGAACACCAUGGGCCAAAAAUCAAAAUCUAUCUAGAAGAUUAUCACUUUCACCUACACCCAGAACCAGCAAAUUACCUGAUGAAGAUUUAGAAGUUGGAGUAUCUACUUUAUCUCUGUCGGAUAAUACAUCGGAUGUGGUAAUUCCCAAUUCACCCAAAUCCACUUCUUCAUUCUCUUCGUCGACCUCCUCUCACGCGUCGACCUUAUUCGAAUCUCAACGUACGGCCAAUUCAAUGGAUACAAUGUAUUCAUCUGUACAUUCUCUUUCACCAUUACCAUUACCAUUACCCACAUCACAAGGCAAAGCAGAAAAUUCUACCAAAACUCCAGUAUUGGAAUUAUUAGCUCACGAUCCACCAUUAUGUACCCUCCCUGUACGAGUGGGAAUGACCAACCGCUUCAACACGCUUAUCAAACAAUUCUGUGACGAUCAUUCAGACGUAUUGUCCUUUGUAGAUAUCUCACCAGCUAUGAAAGAGGGUUCGGAACAACCUUCGGUCCACGGAGAGGUAGAUAGGAACGUAUGGGCUUGUCCUGUCGACCCCACCAAUGUACAUCCACUUUGGGAACCUACUUUACCACUUUGGAAAGAUGAAUUGAAGAAAGUUGGUUUACCGGUGGAUAGCUGGAGGAUAAGUGAGGAUGCACAGGAGACGUUUAAAGCUUAUGAGAUUGAUAAAAGACGGAGAACGGAGAAGAGGGGUGAUCAGAGGGAUGUUGAUAUGGGGAGGAUCAAGUUGAGGGAUGAAUAG